GGCGCGAGCUGUGACGUGACGUUGGCGGGCGCGCGCCGCGUGGCUCCCGGAAAGGAGCCGAACCUCCGGAAAGCUGGUGGCCGGGAUGCGGGGCGCUAGUGGCCGCCCGCCCCCCCGGAGCCGCGGCCCGCCCAGCAGGGUGGCCCUGACUCCAUGAAGGCCCCAGCUCUGAUUCUGUCAUUGUGGAUGACGAGGACUGACUCCCACCAUAUCGCCUGGACCUUGCUUGCCCUUUCAGUAUGGGGAGGAUUGGCAUUUCCUGUCUCUUUCCUGCCUCUUGGCAUUUUAGCAUCUCUCCAGUGGGCUGUCCUCGAAUUCUGAACACCAAUUUACGACAAAUCGUUGUCAUUAGCAUCCUGGCUGCAGCUGUCUCCCUUUUAUACUUCUCUGUUGUCAUAAUCCGCAGCAAGUAUGGGUGGCUGUCAAAGGACAAGAAAUUUCAAAGGUACUUGGCCCGAGUCACAGACGUUGAGGCCACAGACACCAACAACCCCAGCGUGAACUAUGGCAUCGUGGUGGACUGCGGCAGCAGUGGGUCUCGGAUAUUUGUCUACUGCUGGCCUCGGCACAAUGGCAACCCUCACGAUCUGCUGGACAUCAGACAGAUGAGGGACAAAAACCGGAAGCCAGUGGUGAUGAAGAUUAAGCCCGGCAUCUCAGAGUUUGCUACCUCUCCAGAAAAAGUCAGCGACUACAUUUCUCCGCUUCUGAGCUUUGCUGCAGAACAUGUGCCUCGGGCAAAACACAAAGAGACACCUCUCUACAUUCUCUGCACAGCUGGAAUGAGAGUCCUUCCUGAAAGCCAGCAGAAAGCCAUCCUAGAGGACCUCCUGACCGACAUCCCUGUGCACUAUGAUUUCCUGUUUUCUGACUCCCAUGCCGAAGUCAUCUCAGGAAAACAAGAAGGUGUGUAUGCUUGGAUCGGCAUUAAUUUUGUCCUCGGACGGUUUGAGCAUAUUGAGGAGGAUGACGAGGCGGUUGUGGAAGUCAACAUUCCGGGCAGCGAGAGCAGCGAGGCCAUCGUGCGGAAAAGGACAGCUGGUGUCCUCGACAUGGGAGGCGUGUCUACCCAGAUAGCGUACGAAGUCCCCCAAACUGUAAGCUUUGCCUCCUCGCAGCAGGAAGAAGUAGCUAAAAACCUGUUAGCUGAAUUCAACCUGGGGUGCGAUGUCCACCAGACUGAGCAUGUGUACCGCGUCUACGUGGCCACGUUUCUUGGGUUUGGUGGUAAUGCUGCCCGGCAGAGAUAUGAAGACCGACUAUUUGCCAGCACAGUUCAGAAAAACAGGCUCCUGGGUAAACAGACUGGUCUGACUCCUGAUGCUCCACUACUGGAUCCCUGCUUGCCUCUGGACAUUAAAGAUGAGAUCCAGCAAAACGGGCAGACCCUGUACCUUCAGGGGACAGGAGACUUUGACCUGUGUCGAGAGACCCUGCAGCCUUUCAUGAACAAAACCAAUGAGACCCAGACUUCCCUCAAUGGCGUCUACCAGCCUCCAAUCCACUUCCAGAACAGUGAAUUCUACGGCUUCUCUGAGUUCUACUACUGCACCGAGGAUGUCUUGCGAAUGGGGGGAGACUACAAUGCUGCUAGAUUCACUCAAGCUGCCAAGGAUUACUGUGCAACAAAGUGGUCGAUCCUGCGGGAACGCUUUGACCGAGGACUCUAUGCCUCUCAUGCCGACCUCCAUCGACUGAAGUAUCAGUGUUUCAAAUCAGCCUGGAUGUUCGAGGUGUUCCACAAAGGCUUCUCCUUUCCUGUCACCUACAAAAACCUGAAGACGGCCUUGCAGGUGUAUGACAAGGAAGUACAGUGGACCCUGGGGGCCAUCCUUUACCGGACCCGCUUCCUGCCCUUGAGAGACAUCCGGCAGGAGGUGUUCCGAGCUGGCCACGCGCACUGGCGGGGCGUGUCCUUCGUCUACAACCACUAUCUGUUCUCCGGUUGCUUCCUGGUCGUCCUUCUGUCCAUCCUUCUCUACCUGCUGCGGCUGCGGCGCAUCCACCGCAGGGCGCCCCGCACUGGCUCUCUGUGGAUGGAGGAAGGCCUGCCCUCCCAGAAGGGCCCUGGGCCCUUGUGACAGACACUGCGUCAGCCUGAAGAAGACUCUACAGGAAAAGCCAUUUUCACCUCAGGGUUUCUUGUAUGCUCAGACGGUUUUGUUUGCCCCUUUCCUUUCUGUUACAAAAACCCUCUGAUUGUAAGCCCUGCUGUCUGGAGGGACUACCAUUGUGAACACAGCUUUAACAGGAGGGGUGGGAAUAGGAAGUUCACUCUGCCACACAUCAGCACUUUCAGCACACGCACUUGAAUGCAGUGCCAAGGGGACAGUGGCAGGUUCCCAUCAGCAUGGGUGGCACUUCAGAGUGUCCUGGGACAGAACCAAGCCGUGAGUUAGACCCUCUUUCCUCUCCAAACACCUCAACCUAGAAGGGAGGCGUUUGGUUUUAUUUGCUGCUCAGGUCCAUCACCAUCGGUGUUUUCUUGACAGAUGUAAGACUUUAGUCUUUCAUAGGAAAAAUCAACAAGAUGGUGGCACAGGGAGGUGACACUGAAGAGUGGUCAGUGAUGAGAGCUCCAGAGGCGAGCCACGCUCUGCCGCAGACAAGCACACACCUGCAAAGCAGCCGCGCUUGUCCUGUGCUGAGAAUCUCUGUGGCCCUCUCAGAGCAGCCUUGGGGUUUGUUUGAGUGCUCAUUUGUUUUGUUUGUUUGUUUUUAAACCAGAAAGUUCUUAAAGUUCCCCUGGUCCAGUGGUCUGAGAGAGAGCUGAGUGUGCCCUACAGGUGCCCAGCGCCUCUGAGCCGAAGGUCUGUGCUGUUGAGCUAGCUGCUCCAGGCUCUUCCUCUUCUGAGCUGUCGUCCCACUGUUCAGAUCUCUUCACUGUUUUUCUUCAGGACACCCCACACAUUGCUUGACAGUCCUUGUUGUCACGCUGUGGUUGCAGCUGUCGUUGGCAAUGCCACUGUAAGCCCACACCGUGGAAGAGCCUGAAUUUAAAAUAAGAAAUAAAUGCACACGUUGAAAACAGACUUGACAUUUUAAACAGAAACCUGAAAAGGACAACCAGGGACAUGCGAGGCU
This is a messenger RNA of Mus musculus (house mouse), 3084 nucleotides long. It is a transcript of the gene Entpd4, whose product is annotated as ectonucleoside triphosphate diphosphohydrolase 4. NCBI's taxonomy places the organism in Eukaryota, Metazoa, Chordata, Mammalia, Rodentia, Muridae. The record is from RefSeq and is marked validated. The transcript is spliced from 13 exons. Gene Ontology annotation, molecular function: GDP phosphatase activity; nucleoside diphosphate phosphatase activity; UDP phosphatase activity. Bases 240 to 2081 code for a protein of 613 amino acids. Gene Ontology annotation, cellular component: autophagosome membrane; Golgi membrane; lysosomal membrane.